AUGGCGGACCAGACCUCGGCCGCUUGGCCCAUCGCUGAUGAGGCGCUUAGCCAGACCAUCCUGGACCUCGUCCAGCAGGCAUCUCACUAUCGUCAGCUCAAGAAGGGUGCCAACGAAGCCACCAAGACUCUGAACCGUGGUACUUCGGAGCUCAUCGUUCUCGCAGCUGACACCUCUCCUUUGGCGAUCCUUCUGCACCUCCCUCUCCUGGCUGAGGACAAGAACGUUCCCUACGUCUACGUCCCCAGCAAGUUGGCCUUGGGCCGUGCAUGCGGCGUGUCCCGUCCCGUCAUCGCGGCCAGCAUCACUACCAACGAAGCAAGCGACCUGACUCCCCAGAUCCGCGCCGUGAAGGACCGUGUCGAGAGAUUGAUGAUCUAA
Rasamsonia emersonii CBS 393.64 is the source of this 381-nucleotide messenger RNA. Its product is annotated as SnRNP and snoRNP protein (Snu13). NCBI's taxonomy places the organism in Eukaryota, Fungi, Ascomycota, Eurotiomycetes, Eurotiales, Trichocomaceae. The record is from RefSeq and is a predicted model, not a curated record. Gene Ontology annotation, cellular component: U4/U6 x U5 tri-snRNP complex; small-subunit processome; box C/D methylation guide snoRNP complex. Gene Ontology annotation, biological process: ribosome biogenesis; mRNA splicing, via spliceosome; maturation of SSU-rRNA. Bases 1 to 381 code for a protein of 126 amino acids. Gene Ontology annotation, molecular function: RNA binding. The transcript has 4 exons.